Molecule: messenger RNA, 885 nt
Organism: Neospora caninum
Lineage: Eukaryota; Apicomplexa; Conoidasida; Eucoccidiorida; Sarcocystidae
Product: putative der1-like family domain-containing protein,conserved
Exons: 3
Coding region: 1-885 (294 amino acids)
Biological process (GO): endoplasmic reticulum unfolded protein response
Cellular component (GO): endoplasmic reticulum membrane; Hrd1p ubiquitin ligase ERAD-L complex
Molecular function (GO): misfolded protein binding; ubiquitin-specific protease binding
Source: RefSeq, a predicted model, not a curated record
AUGGACCCGCUCCCCCACGGAGUGGGCAGUGGCGGUGGCUAUCCGUCGAAUGGCCCUGAAGCGUGGUUCUACUCCCUCCCUCCGGUGACCCGUGCGGUCACGUGCAUCACGUUCGCUUGCACUCUGCUGUCGUCUAUUGAGUUGAUGCCCGCUCGUCUGUUAAUUUUGGACUGGGAGUUGGUUUCUCAGAAGCUUCAGGUCUGGAGGCUGCUCACGAACGUCUUAUACAUUGGCAGGUUCUCUCUAGGUUGGGUUCUCCAUAUGUACAUGUGGACCCAAGUUAGUUCCGAUCUCGAGAACAAUGCCGUGUUCGUUCAAGCUAGCAAAGGGGCGUACCUUUACUUCAUCGUACUCCAGACCCUCUGUCUAGACUUCAUCUCUCUGCUCUUCUUUUGGCCCACGGGCCUUCACUUGCUGGGUGGCUCUCUCCUGUUCGCUGUUCUCUACUACUGGAGCCGCCGCGAGUCGUACACUCCAGUGUCUAUUUAUUUUCUGACUGUCCAGGGCCACCAGCUGCCUUUCGUUCUGCUCCUUCUGCAUCUUUUGAUGGGAAAGGAUCUCUGGUCUGACGCCAUCGGCCUUCUCUCCGGCCACAUUUACUACUUCUUUAGGGAGAUUUUACCAGCUCAAGGCGGCGCAGACUUACUGAGUUACACCCCCAAAAUUUUCGACCGGCUGGCAGAAAGGCUUUCGAACCGUCCGGAAAUCGGCAGAAGACCAACCAGCCGAACCGGAGUAGUCUCAGGCGGUUCGGGUGGAGGCGGGCCAGGUGGCCCUGGCGGCAACAGCUGGGGAGGUUCUGUCAGGCCGCGACCUGCUGCAGGCGGUGGAUCCUCGGGAACCCAAGCAUUUACGGGGCGUGGCUAUCGAAUAGGGUCAGACUAG